AAACUAAUGAACAACGUAAAGCAUGUUUAGUUAGAGAACGUGAGCAAAAGCAGCAAAGACAAAUGAAACACAUUAUAGAACCUAAUACCAACCAUAUGGAUCAUCAAGAAGAAAUUGCUGAAGUAAUUUCUGACAACACUGAAUCUGAAAUGAUUUCUGUUAUCAUUGAGUCAAACCCACUUUUAGAUACUAUCUUAAAUGUUCCAUAUUUGUCAGAGACUGACCAUAAGCUUUUACAAAAAUUUCGAGCUGAAAUGAAUAAGCUCAAACAUAAUUCGUGCCCAGUAUGCAAUGAACGUUUCCCAUCGAUAAACCUUGUUAAUGGAGAAUGUCAUCGCUGCUACAAUGACAAGAAUGAGUUAAAAAAGUUUUCUUUAGAAAAUAAUAUGGAUCCAGGUGAUGUAUCUGAAGAAUUAAAAGGCCUUACUGAUAUUGAGGAGAUGUUAAUAGCACAAAUUUUUCCAGUCAUUUCAGUUUAUUAUCUUCGUGAUGGCCAAUACGCCUAUCGUGGAAAUGAAAAUGAUGUAAAUGAAGAAGAUUACUUGGAUAAUGAUCAUGAUAGUGAUAAUAAAGAAACUAUCACAUAUAACUUUGUAUCUACUCUUGUCUCAUCUCAUAAUGAAGAUCGUGCUAUUUCUGCUACUCUUGCUCGAAUGCAAGAUGAAAAUAAUCCUGCAAUAAUGUGGCCUAAUAUAGACAGUCAUCCUAUUAAUGAAUUUAACACCCCGGAUUAUAUUGCUUGUACUUUUCUGUCCUUAUAUCCAACAGGCAAUGCAAACCUACGUGCAGAACAUGUUAGAGAA
Messenger RNA from Racocetra fulgida, 803 nucleotides. The record is from the annotation of a GenBank genome assembly. NCBI's taxonomy places the organism in Eukaryota, Fungi, Glomeromycota, Glomeromycetes, Diversisporales, Gigasporaceae.